Messenger RNA from Trypanosoma brucei brucei TREU927, 1884 nucleotides. Its product is annotated as glutaminyl-tRNA synthetase, putative. The coding region runs from base 1 to 1884 and encodes 627 amino acids. Gene Ontology annotation, biological process: translation; glutaminyl-tRNA aminoacylation. NCBI's taxonomy places the organism in Eukaryota, Euglenozoa, Kinetoplastea, Trypanosomatida, Trypanosomatidae. Gene Ontology annotation, cellular component: cytosol; cytoplasm. The record is from RefSeq and is a predicted model, not a curated record. Gene Ontology annotation, molecular function: ATP binding; glutamine-tRNA ligase activity. The transcript has a single exon.
AUGUAUACAUAUAUAUAUAUAUAUAUAUAUAUAUAUGACUUCUGUCGUCGCCUGCGUCUCGGUAUGCGCCUUGGACCAGCUGCAAAAAUCCUGAUUCAUAGGCUAUCCCCACCAACGUUCCGCCGCCUUUCUUUGGCCUUUCGUGGACUCAUGACAACAACGGUUGAUUCCGCCCCCACUGCUGCCGAGCCCAUGUUGGAGGUGAAAAAGGACCUCCGUUUAUUGGAGACGGGCCGACCAGUGCAGGGAUACUCCAACACGCCAGAGCUGCUGGCGAAACACCGAUCCGUAACGGGUGGUGCUCCGUACUUCCGGUUCCCUCCAGAGCCCAACGGAUUUCUUCACAUUGGACACGCUAAGAGCAUGAACCUGAACUUUGGCUGCGCCGUUUCUCAUAAAGGAAAGUGCUAUUUGCGUUACGACGACACGAACCCGGAGACGGAGGAGCAGCUUUACAUUGAUUCCAUCCACGAAAUGGUAAAGUGGAUGGGAUGGGAGCCAGAUUGGAUUACAUACUCUUCAGACUACUUCCAGCAACUUUAUGAAUUCGCCAUUCAGCUCAUUAAGGAUGGAAAGGCGUACGUGGAUCACAGCACCGCUGAUGAAAUGAAGAGGCAGCGUGAAAAUCGGGAAGAGAGCCCGUGGCGUAACCGACCGGUGGAAGAGAGUUUACGACUGUUUGAGCACAUGCGUCAGGGGCGCUAUGCGGAGGGCGAAGCGACACUCCGCGUAAAGAUUGAUAUGAAGAGCGACAACCCAAAUAUGAGGGACUUUGUUGCCUACCGUGUAAAGUAUAAUGAGCACCCACACGCCAAGGACAAGUGGUGCAUAUAUCCCAGCUACGAUUACACGCAUUGUUUAAUUGACAGUUUGGAGAACAUUGACUACAGCCUGUGCACCCUCGAGUUUGAGACCCGACGUGAGAGUUACUUUUGGUUGCUCGAGCAGCUGAACCUUUGGCGGCCUCACGUUUGGGAGUUCAGCCGCCUCAACGUCACCGGCUCGUUGCUUUCCAAACGCAAGAUUAACGUAUUGGUGAAGAAAGGUAUUGUACGUGGUUUUGAUGACCCAAGGUUGCUGACCCUUGCAGGGUUGCGUCGGAGGGGUUACACGCCAAGAGCUAUCAACCGUUUCUGUGAUCUUGUUGGUAUAACUCGUUCAAUGAAUGUGAUACAAAUUACCAUGCUCGAGCAUACCCUUCGUGAAGAUCUCGACGACUCAACGGAGCGGCGCCUGAUGAUUAUAGACCCCAUCAAGGUCGUGAUUGACAACUGGGACGGUGAGAUGGAGGCGGAGUGCCCCAACCAUCCACGCAAACCCGAGCUCGGAUCGCGUAAGGUAAUGUUUAAGAAAACCUUCUACAUUGACCGUAGCGACUUCCGUGUGGAGGAUAACGACAGCAAAUUCUAUGGGCUGGCGCCUGGACGUCGUGCUGUCGGCUUAAAGUACUCUGGCAACAUCAUGUGCACCCACUUUGAUUUCGAUGAAGCUGGUCAGCCAUCGCUUAUUCAUGUGGAAGUCGACUUCGAGCGUACGACGAAACCGAAGACGAACAUCAGUUGGGUUAGUGAGGCAGGAGCGGUUCCGGUGGAGUUCCGUCUUUACGACUACCUUCUGAGGGAUGACCGUGCAGCUGUCGACUCUGACUUCCUAAAGUACAUUAACGAAGAUAGCGAGAAAGUUGUCCACGGUUACGCCGAGGCAGCGAUAAGAGAAGCGAAGGUAUUUGAAUCUGUGCAAGCGGAGCGCUUCGGGUACUUUGUGGUGGAUCCCGAAACCCGACCAGAUCGCCUUGUAAUGAAUAGAGUGCUGACACUUAAAGAGGACAAGGAGAAAACGGCCAUUAGCCGCGGGAACACGGGGGUGAAGGGAAAGAAACAGUAA